This is a messenger RNA of Bacidia gigantensis, 1650 nucleotides long. RefSeq lists its product as uncharacterized. NCBI's taxonomy places the organism in Eukaryota, Fungi, Ascomycota, Lecanoromycetes, Lecanorales, Ramalinaceae. The transcript is spliced from 16 exons. The record is from RefSeq and is a predicted model, not a curated record. Bases 1 to 1650 code for a protein of 549 amino acids. Gene Ontology annotation, biological process: L-valine biosynthetic process. Gene Ontology annotation, molecular function: acetolactate synthase activity; magnesium ion binding; thiamine pyrophosphate binding. Gene Ontology annotation, cellular component: acetolactate synthase complex; mitochondrion.
AUGGACGACUCAUUUGUGGGUUUCAGUGGCGGCAAGAUAUUUGAGGAGAUGAUGUUACGACAAGGAGUCAAACACAUCUUUGGCUACCCUGGCACACCUCUUGUUGUUUUCUGCGGUCAGGUUCCUACAACUGCUAUCGGCUCGGACGCUUUUCAAGAGGCUGAUGUCGUCGGCAUCAGCAGAGCUUGCACGAAGUGGAAUACAAUGGUCAAAGAUGUCGCCGAACUACCAAUGAAGAUUAAAGAAGCUUUUGAGAUCGCAGUAUCAGGCCGACCAGGACCUGUGCUUGUAGAUCUUCCGAAAGAUGUUACGGCAAGCAUUUUGAGGCGGCCAAUACCUACCGAAAGCACCUUACCGUCACAUCCAAGCGCAGCCAGCCUUGCUGCUAGAGAUCUAACCAAGAAGCAACUCGAUGGUUCCAUCAAGAGGGUCGCAAGGCUUGUGAAUAUGGCUAAGAAACCAGUCAUUUACGCUGGCCAAGGUGUUUUAGCUCUGCCAGAGGGGCCAAAAUUGCUCAAAGAAUUUGCAGACAAAGCUAACAUCCCAGUCACGACAACCGUGCAAGGCUUGGGAGGUUUCGAUGAGCUUGAUGAGAAAUCUCUGUAUAUGCUUGGAAUGCACGGUUCGUGUUCCGCGAACAUGGCCAUUCAGGAGGCAGAUCUGGUGAUUGCACUGGGCGCUCGUUUUGAUGAUCGUGUGACUGGUCUCAUAUCCAAAUUUGCGCCUCAGGCCAAGCUGGCGGCUUCUGAAAAGCGUGGUGGUAUUGUGCACUUCGAAAUCCUACCCAAAAAUAUCAAUAAAGUUGUUCAAGCGAACGAAGCCGUCGAGGGCGACGUAGCUGCCAACCUCGCCCUUCUCCUCCCACAAAUUCAGACCGUCUCCAGCAGACCUGAAUGGUUUGCGCAGCUUGCCGACUGGAAAAAGCGCUUGCCCUUCAAUUACGAGAAACAAUCUCCCAACGGUCUUAUAAAACCGCAAGCUGUAAUCGAAAAGCUCUCAGACUUGACAGCUGACCGCAAAGAUCGCACUAUCAUUACUACCGGUGUUGGCCAACAUCAAAUGUGGACUGCGCAGCACUUCCGAUGGAGGUAUCCACGAACAAUGAUCACUUCUGGUGGCUUAGGGACGAUGGGAUUUGGGCUUCCAGCGAGUCUGGGCGCCAAAGUUGCCAGGCCUGAAGCGCUUGUCGUAGACAUUGACGGAGACGCCUCAUUCAACAUGACCUUGACCGAGCUCUCCACAGCUCAUCAAUUCAAUAUCGGCGUCAAAAUCAUCAUACUAAAUAAUGAGGAGCAGGGUAUGGUGACGCAAUGGCAAACCCUCUUCUACGAAGAUCGCUUCGCACACACCCACCAAAAAAAUCCAGACUUCGUAAAAUUAGCAGAGGCAAUGGGUGUCCAGGCCCAGCGCGUCGUCGCCCCCGCAGACGUAGAAGAUAAGCUGAAAUGGUUGAUUGAAAGCGACGGCCCAGCGCUUCUGGAGGUCAUUACUGAUAAGAAGGUCCCUGUCCUCCCAAUGGUUGAGGGUGGUAAGGCGCUGCAUGAGUUCCGGGUUUACGAUGAAGAAAAGGAGAAGGCCCGAAGAAACGAUCUGAGAGCCAAGAUCAAGAAGGAUAAGGCGAACGAGGGACAGCACUGGACUUUUGACUGA